Molecule: messenger RNA, 960 nt
Organism: Schizosaccharomyces osmophilus
Lineage: Eukaryota; Fungi; Ascomycota; Schizosaccharomycetes; Schizosaccharomycetales; Schizosaccharomycetaceae
Gene: thp1
Product: uracil DNA N-glycosylase Thp1
Exons: 1
Coding region: 1-960 (319 amino acids)
Biological process (GO): base-excision repair, AP site formation
Molecular function (GO): mismatch base pair DNA N-glycosylase activity
Source: RefSeq, a predicted model, not a curated record
AUGAAAGUAGAUCAAGAAGUAGUAAAUAAUGAAAAAGAGCUAUUGAUAUCAAGAGAAGGAUAUGAUUCUGUGGAAACUGGCAGCAUAGAAGAGUCGAAUAUCAGAAAACUGAGGAAGCGUUCAAAUACAUCGACGUUUGCAGAAUCUUUGAAAAAGUUUCGAUACCCUAUAGAAAGCGCUGUACCUGAAGGAUCAAAACUAAAAGAAAAUGUGUGUGAGGAACUCAAUGCCGAUCUUUCAAAUGACGAAAAGAAUGAAUUACAAAAAUCCACUUUUCAAGUGAAGAAGGGAAAGUGUGAUCGGAAUGCUUUGGAAUUAGAUAAAGAAUCUCAUACGAAGGGGGCAACCAGAAAGAAUACAAAAAAAGUUCAAAAGGAUACUUUGCCCCAGAAUUUGCCUGGUGUCCCCGAUCAUAUAUGUGAAAAUCCUUAUGCUAUUCUAGUUGGCCUGAAUCCUGGGUUAACUUCUUCUUUACGAGGACAUGCGUAUGCUUCACCGAGCAAUUCCUUUUGGAAGAUGAUGAACAAGAGCGGUAUUUUAGAAGAAGGUAUCGAAUUUACGUACGAGAACGAUCAAGAUCUUCCAGCCCAUGGUUUAGGAAUUACAAACAUAUGUGCUCGACCAUCAGCUAGCGGUGCAGAUUUAAGCAAGGAAGAAUUCCGCGAGGGUGCUUUAAUAUUGGAAGAAAAGGUUCGUCAAUUUCGUCCAAGAGUUGGCCUCUUCAUAUCCGGAAAAGGGAUUUGGGAGGAGAUGUACAAGGCUACCACUGGAAACAAGCGGCUUCCAAAAGAAUUUCAAUUUGGUUGGCAAAGUGAGACCUUUGGAGGUUCUCGUGUAUUUGUGGCUAUUAGCUCAAGUGGACGGGCUGCUGGAUACACUAGCGCUCGGAAGCAAGAACUUUGGAAUCAGUUUGCUAAGGAUGUAAACCUUGCUCGUGAGUUUGAUCAAAGGAAUCGGUAA